AUGGAUCGUGAUACGGAGAAUGAAGCGAAGGCUGAUUUCAUUAAUGUGGAAAAACAUUGGAGCACUGUCCUCGAAAAAGGAAUAGAUCAAUUGACUGAUGCCCAAAUAACUGGUUUGAAAUUCAGUUUCCUAGAUGAUGGUGGAGAGUUUUAUAACACAUAUGCAAAGUUGGUUGGGUUUAGUAUUCGCAAAGAUGAGAUAAAGCGUAAUAAAAAUAACAUUGUAACCUCUAAAAGAUGGGUUUGUGCAAAGGAAGGAUUGCAAAUUAGGAAAAAUGAGGCCAAUUUAAAUUGCAUGCGUGAGAGACCAAUAACAAGAAGUGGUUGCAAGGCCGCUUUUCGUAUUAGGUUUGAACAAAAGUUAGGUGAAUGGGUGGUAGGAGAGUUUAAAAGGGAGCAUAAUCAUGACUUAGUUUCGCAAUUCGAGACUCAAUUUCUCCGUUCGCACAAGACUAUUAAGGAUUUCGAUAAGGCUCAGAUUAUAGCACUGCAUAAUGUUGGGGUCAAAUCAAAUCAAAUCAUGGAUCAUAUGAUCCAACAAGCUGGAGGAUACGAGAAUAUAGGGCUCAUUACAAAAGACUUCUACAAUUAUCUAGUGGCAAUUCACAACAACAGUACGCGAGAUAGUGAUGCUGAAUGUGCUUUGGUAUAUUUACAAGCAAAAGAAGACAUGGACUCCUCAUUCUUUUUCAAUACAUUGUUGAUGAAGAAAGUUGUUUGGCUAAUCUGUUUUGGACAGAUUCUCAAAGUCGUUUAG
Molecule: messenger RNA, 756 nt
Organism: Quercus lobata
Lineage: Eukaryota; Viridiplantae; Streptophyta; Magnoliopsida; Fagales; Fagaceae
Product: protein FAR1-RELATED SEQUENCE 5-like
Exons: 1
Coding region: 1-756 (251 amino acids)
Source: RefSeq, a predicted model, not a curated record